AUGGCGUUCAACUUCAACUGGUCGCCGAUGGCGGACGCGAGUUUUUACACUCGCGCCCAAGAUCUGCUCACUGCCGCCCUCAAUAAAUCGCCAAAACCCCCCAUAAUCGUCGACGAUAUUCACGUCACCGAGUUGAACUUGGGAUCCAUUCCCCCGGAACUCGAGAUUUUGGAAAUCGGUGACUUGGCCGAAGAUCGCUUUCGCGGUAUCUUUAAGAUGUCAUACACUGGCGACGCCUUUCUCACCUUAAGGACCCGAGUUCAGGCAAAUCCACUCAAUACCUUCCUCCUCACACGACCAACUUUCGGCUCGCCAGUACCUCUUGCUGCAGCUACCCCGCUCACUAUACCCCUACAAAUCACCCUCUCCGACUUCAAACUCUCUGGAUUCGUCAUACUAGUUUUCUCAAAGCAAAAAGGAAUCACAGUCGUGUUCCGUAAUGAUCCGCUUGAGUCGCUCAAGGUUUCGUCGACCUUCGAUUCGAUCCCGUUCGUGCGCGACUUCCUACAAAAAGAAAUCGAAGCUCAGCUUCGGAUAUUGUUUAUGGACGAGCUCCCAGCCAUCAUUCAUCGACUGUCGCUCCGCUUGUGGGUUCCAGAAUAUCGCACAGGGGAGGAAAUGAACGACGAGACCGAUAACACAGCCAAGUCAAGCGAAGGCCCUGGCCAAGAUCCUCUAGCUAGCCCGCCACAGGAUCCCGUCGACUCUCUCGGAAAUGCAUUGAAUGAAUCCGAAAUCGCAUCGCUUUCUUUAGAUUCAUCGGUCGAGACCCACUCUCUCUUCUCGCAAAAGAACCUCCUUCGCUUGGCCGCUCUAACAGAUUCGCAACGUACCCUGUCCUUGUUCACUCCCUCGAUCCAGGAAGUAGUAUACCGAGCAUGGACUUCUCCAACCGAUACUAGCGAAUUCCCUUCGAGCGUGAUCUCACCACUAAGCCCGACUCUUUCGCGAACGCAGUCCCAAAUGGGAAGCAUGUCUUCCCUUCACGAAACCGCCAGCAAUGCCUCCAUGCAAAGUCGACCCUCCAUGUCCACCCAUUCAUUUGGUACUAGCACCUAUGGUUUGAGUCUAGGCGCUGGACGCCAUUCCAAAGCCCACGCCCGGAAACGCAAGAAGCGAGUUGUGGAUCUGCGCCCCAAGACAACCGAUGACGCUAUGAGCGUCAGCGAUGAGAGUGUCAUGACCGAGUCGUCCAGACCCCCGUCUAUCGCCUCCGCGCCUCUGCCUAUUGUAAAUGAGCCGUCGGAUGACCCAGUCACACCACCUCUAUCCCCCGAAGUCGACUCCCACUUGCCCAUUAUCCCCGAAAGGCAUUUGUCCAGCUUCUCCCGCCCAAUACGUCGGGAUAGGGACUUAUCAUACUCCAAUGAGACUAUCCGUGGACCUAAAGCAGAGGAUGUGGACGCCACCCCUCGUGCUACUAUACGUGGUUAUCCCCAGGAGAAGGCUGAGGCGGGGCCGUCUAACAACCAGCGACCACCGUUGCCUGCGACUGUUCUUCCGUUCUCCAAGGAUGAGAACGCCAACAACGAAAGCGUUGAUUCUGUCCUGGUCGAGAGACUCGCCGGUGAAAUCGCUCGUCGGAUGCGCGAGGACAAGCUUAUGACAAAUGCAUGCAGCGGCUUCUGGAGCCGCCAGCAUGAAGACAGUCCUCCUCCGGCGUACGGCCACUGA
Molecule: messenger RNA, 1674 nt
Organism: Penicillium egyptiacum
Lineage: Eukaryota; Fungi; Ascomycota; Eurotiomycetes; Eurotiales; Aspergillaceae
Source: the annotation of a GenBank genome assembly